ACCAUUCGCUCCUCUAUUCCACCACUGCAUAUGAAAUCGAAUCCAUGCAGUCCUCAGCAAAAUUAGGCUUAUUGCCCUCUGGGAGCAGACACAGAGGGUGGGAGGGGUAGCAAAAGUGUGGGGUAGAAAGAGGAGGAAAAGUAGAGAGCUGCCAGGCAGACACAUUCACACACACACGCUGCCACAGAGAAACUAUUUCAGUCAUGGCCUCGGAGAGUGAGAUGGAGCUGGAGUUCACUGAGGACCUGCAGCUGACUGAGGUGAUGCGGCUGAGGGUUCAGUCUCUGCAGCAGCGUGGGCAGAAGAGGCAAGACGGCGAGCGCUUGCUUCUGCCCCAUGAGGCAGUGUUCCGGCUGGACUUCACCGAUCAGGAACUGACCUUUUCUCACUGGAACGUGACCCUGACUGGGCCGGGCCGCCUUUCAGUUACAGGUAUCUCACAGCUGUGGACACCCGACCUCACCAACCUGAUGACGCGCCAGCUGCUGGAGCCCACGGGCCAGUUUUGGAGGACGGCUGGUGACCCAGAGGACGCACCCAUUAAAUGCCUGGAGGCUGACAUCCAGGAGUUUGGAGAGAGGAUCGCUGAGCUGGCCAAGGUCAGAAAGGUCAUGUACUUCCUGUUCGCCUUCAAGGAGGGAGUGGAGAAGGACGGUGUAAAGUGCUCAGUGGUGUUCAAGAGGAACGCCUAGGCAGAGUCAUGAGUUCGGAAGCAUGGAAAGCCUUUGAUGUAAUAUUUUUCUGAAACAUACUAAUGCUUAAGUUAACUUGUUAGUCUUUCUGCCUCUUUUAUAUCCAACUGUCAAUUAGAGAAUGAGUUAAUAGUGAAUGUUUGUUUGUAGUGGGAGUUUAACAUCAGAGUAAUUUAACGAUUAAUGUUAAGUAUGUGUAUACAUAUAUACACUAUGUCCAAAAUGCUGCUUUAAUUACAAUAAUUUCGGUGAAAAAAAAAAAAAAAAAAUUAUAUAUUAUAUAUAUAUAUUUUUUUCUUACAUGCAUAUUUAUAUUAUAGAGCAUUUAAUAUAGUGGAGUUAUAGAGCAUUUUAACAAAGUAACAAAGGAAAAUCCUGUAAUGUAAUGUACUAUAAACUGUGUUGAUAGAGAAAGUGCAUUAGCUUAUAUUAACACUACCUCCAAUGUUCUGCCUAAACUAGGAUUUAUUUUAUGAAAAGGUCAAUAUAUAAACAUAUGUAAAACUUAAUGAUAACACAGAGCCCUAUCAAUUAAAAUAUUUUUUGUCAUCAGCAUGUGUCUCAGUGUCUUUCUUUUCAUUAAUAUGUGUGUGUGUGUGUGUGUGUGUGUGUGUGUGUGUGUGUGUGUGUGUGUGUGUGUGUGAAUAAAGAAAUCCAGUCAAACCGUCAGUUGUUCAUCGCUCACUGCAAGGUCAGUCCUAUCAGACUUUAGGUCACUGUACACUUUAAUCAAUACUGCAGCUCGUCAUUAUGUCCUGCCUGGGGCAGACAGUGUGGGGACAAACAUCACAGCUUACACCAUCAAUCUAUAUAUGACAUUCCAAAGCUGGGGCAAGAGUCAAAGGCUUUUUGGUGUAAUCAUAUACAGACCUAUAUUAUAUCUUUACCGAGACCCAAGCACAACUGUCUGUUAAGGACAAUAUAUUACAUAUUACACAUUUAACAUGAACGACAGGUUUAUAUUAGUGCUCUCAUUCUUACACUAUCAUUUCUCAUUCACAGAGACUUAUACGGCAGAGGCUCUGUAUAAUCUAAGACUAAUAAUAAACACAGCCAAUCAAUUUUACUGUACGAAGGCAGCUAAAAGGACCUUUUUUGCUCCCUGACUUUUGAAUUCAAAUCUCAGGCAUUGGUCUGCCCUCUUGUUUAAUUUUUUUCAGUCUCUCCUCAUAAGUAUGAGCUUCAAAAGAAUUUUAUAAAAUCAGGUCAACAUUAGUAGUGUCUGCCAUUCCGUGCCAAGAUGCACCUAAGCUGCUUAGCUGAAGAAGGAAGUCAAAGCUAGCUAGACUUAUAAACUAAUUUCAGAUAUGAAUGCAAAUAAUCAAACAGAACUUUGAGAUGUCAGUCAAGUUCAUUCCCGUUUCUGUGACUGGCAGUUUGUUAUGAGGUUCCACCGCUUUGAGAAGUCUACCAAUCAUCAAAAAGAGAAGCUGCACUGUCCAAUAAACAUUGAGAUGUUUUUCUUUAUGUGCAAAACUGAUGUUGGGCGAGGAGGCCUGGUACACACUCAGUGUUCCAACUGACCCUAAAGGU
Messenger RNA from Pangasianodon hypophthalmus (striped catfish), 2225 nucleotides. It is a transcript of the gene ompa, whose product is annotated as olfactory marker protein a. The record is from RefSeq and is a predicted model, not a curated record. The coding region runs from base 204 to 692 and encodes 162 amino acids. The transcript has a single exon. NCBI's taxonomy places the organism in Eukaryota, Metazoa, Chordata, Actinopteri, Siluriformes, Pangasiidae. Gene Ontology annotation, biological process: signal transduction; sensory perception of smell.